Molecule: messenger RNA, 1904 nt
Organism: Aricia agestis (brown argus)
Lineage: Eukaryota; Metazoa; Arthropoda; Insecta; Lepidoptera; Lycaenidae
Product: juxtaposed with another zinc finger protein 1
Exons: 5
Coding region: 81-1076 (331 amino acids)
Cellular component (GO): nucleus
Source: RefSeq, a predicted model, not a curated record
AUCUUUUAAAAUACAGGAAGAAAAAAACUCAAUCGUUAGUACCGUUUCCAAUUUGACUAGUAUAUUAUCCACCGUUCGACAUGGCCGUCUUCAUGAUAAACAUCUGUAAAUAUAAUGGCUGUGGGAUAACUUUUCCUCGACUACCAGAUUUAAUUGAACACAUUGAAGAUGUCCACAUUGAUUAUGAUCCAGCCGUAAUAGAACAGAAGGAAGCAUCACAGCCAGCAUGUAUACCUCUGAGCUACGUAUUGAAGUUCUUCACAGAGGCUUCGCGACGGGAACUGCAGAGUCUACCUCCUGUGGAUGUGCGCAGGCGGCUCGUGUCCGCACCCAAGACACCAUCAGUGCGAAGCAGUUCCCCAACAGGAAGUGAAGUAGAUGAAGACGAGAUGAUGAGCCCGUCCGAGGACAGCAACGACUCGUGGACCACCGUUGAAGAGUACAGCUCUGAGUUCAUACUGCGCUAUGGAGUCAAAAUGAACGCGAGCGCAGCGUCCGGCGCGCUGGGUCCAGCGGCGCAGGAGAAGCCGUUCGCGUGCCCCGUGCCCGGCUGCAAGAAGCGCUACAAAAACGUCAACGGCAUCAAAUACCACUCCAAGAACGGACACAAGAAGGACGGCAAAAUCAAAAAGUCUUACAAAUGUCAAUGCGGUAAGAGUUACAAAACGGCACAGGGUCUCAAAAGUCACUCGAUCACCCACCACAUAAGUCAAAACGCAGUCCCAGCAUCGGAGCCCAGUAGGCCCAACAUUCAGAAGAUGCCGGGUCUGGUCGUCACAGCAUCUCCCGCCAGUCGCCCAGUCAACAUCAUGGAGGCCAUCGACACUAGCAAACUAGUCCGUAUAUACGACAGCAUAAAUACUAAAGAUCUCCCCUCAUUCACUAUACCCAAGCAUAACCUGACAAACCUGAAUAUUAUCACUAGUCAAAACGGGGGCAUUCGCCACUCGGUGCUGUUGACACCGAAUUCGUCCCCCGCUUCCAGCCCGCUAGACAAGACCAAAUGCGAGAGACUACCCAAAAUAACUCUACCCCACGACUAUGACAUAUCGAUGACUAACGAACGCAGAUGCUAAACACGAAAUUGUCUGACUUUUUUUCAGAACAAAUAACGACUAGUCUUAAGUCAUAUUAGAAAGUGGAUUUUACUUUUUUGAAACGAAAAAUGCGAUAUAUCUAUUUACAUAGGAUUCCAGAUUUUGAUCACAUUAAUUCUUUAUUUUAAGUAAGGUUCUGUUUUAGAUGAGUCAAAGAUUUUCGUUAGGUGAUUUUAUUUAAAUGAUUUAGUUAAUUAGAUGUUGGGUGUAGCUAAAGUGAACAGAUAAGUUUAAUAUUAUAUUGAUGCCUGGUUUUGGAGAUCUUUUGACUCGAGUUUAUCUUUUAACUUAACGCUUUUGAUUGGCUAACGAGUAACGCCGAUACUAACCAAUCAAAUAAUAAUAAUAAUAAAUUAGCUUUAUAUCAGGCUCAGAUCAAAGGCAUAGUCCCUCUCUCAGAAUAUAUUAUUUUAGUCUGAGCUCUAGAGUUUGUAGUUUAGAAUUUUAGACACUAAUAUGUAGGUAUUGUAUACGACCGAAUACUUCUAUACCUUGUUUUUUCUUACAUAAAGUGCCCACAAUUAUUUAUGAACAAUGUGGUAUAAGUAUAGUUUUUUUAAUUUAUUACAAUUUUUAUAUUUAUUACUAUUUCUGUUCUGACAUUACAAUUUUAAUUUUUAUAUUUAUGCAAGAAAAAACUCGAUGUAGUACUUAAUACAAUACAGUUCCUAUUUUACUACUGUACUUGACAGCUGACUAUAAUAUAUUUGUGUUACCGCGUGGCGAAUUGAACUCCAAGCUUUAUUUGAAAGACAAUGUUAAAGUAAGUUUUGUUAUUUUAUGCGUAGGUUUUGUGUUCAUUUGAAC